GGAAGACAUGUGUCCCUUGAAAAGAACAGGGCAUUGUAUGGUUUCCGCACCACCGAUUUAUACGCUAUACUACUAUAACGUUUCCUUUGCUCUGUUUUGUGUCUGCGUCUGGAAAUGCCGAUGUCCUGUUGGGCCAGAGAGGUCAUCGUAACAUCCAGUGAAGUCACGGAGUAAACUAGCAGCUAGCGUGCGCUCGCUCUUCCUCGCGUCACUUCCGACACAGUUUAAAACUUGCAGCCUGCCCGCCCUGCUCUGGGUCAGAUAUGAGAGAAUACUUCAUAGCUAUAUAGCUGUCACAGGACAUCUCACAGAGGUUUAUUUCUUACAUCAUUUAAAACUGCGGUUUGCCAUCUGGCUUCACAGAGGGGGGUUUCUGCCUGGGUUGGUAUCUGGUGUGGCUACAGCAAUGGACUUUCAAGCAGGUGCAGAACCGAUGACUCUAGGCUCCCCCACAUCUCCUAAGCCAGGGUCUGGAGCCCAGUUCCUGCCAGGAUUUCUGAUGGGAGAUCUUCCAGCUCCUGCCAGCCCUCAGCCCCGUUCUUUCAGCCUCUCCACUCCAGGUCAAGAUCACAGAACCACACUUGUGGCAGCAGGUGGGUCUCAACCCCAGCCUGUAGUUCCAACCCCCAAGGAUAAGAGUGGAGCGCCCCCUGUCCGCAGUAUCUAUGACGACCUGGCUUCAUCUACAGCCGGCAUAAUAUCGACUCCUCUCAACAUACACAGACAGCAGUUCCCACUUAAACAGUCCCCUCUGUCUGGACAGCAAGCUGCUGCUGCAGGAACAGGGUGUAGUUCCACAAGCAAACAGCAGAUGGUGCUGUCUCCUGCUCAAGUAGAUCCCUUCUACAGCCAGGGGGAGGCACUGUCCUCAGGAGACCAGCUGGACCAGACAUGGGUGACUGUGUUCGGGUUUCCUCCAGCUUCAGCCUCCUACAUCCUGCUGCAGUUUGCCCAGUACGGAAACAUUCUCAAACACACGAUGUCCUCUCCAGGUAACUGGAUGCAUCUCCAGUAUCAGUCGAAGCUGCAGGCGAGGAAAGCUCUGUCUAAAGAUGGCAAAGUGUUUGGCGACUGCAUCAUGGUGGGAGUCAAACCCUGUAUUGACAAGAGUGUGAUGGAGAGCUCGAAUCGUGUCUUGUCCUGCAGCUCUGUCUUCAGCCCUCCUUCCAAAGGAACCCCUUCAUCCAGCAGCUCUCGGCUCUCUUCAACUCCUCUACUCUCCUCCACCCCUCACUCCUCCAUCAGACCCCUGAUUGCAGCCUACAAGGCUUCCAGCAGUGACUACCAGGUGGUGACAGAUAAUCUGACUCCACGGAAAGACGAGAGCUUUGUUUCCAAGGCAAUGGAAUAUAUGUUUGGUUGGUGAUGCCACACAAUACAUUGUGGCUUAUAUUGUGGCCUGGGAUGCAAACCAUCAUCCCUCUUUCCAAGAGAGGAAGAGGCGGUGUGAGUGACUGUUGGUCCAUCACUCUUUAAAGUUUUUUUACUUGCUCACUGUCAUGCUGUGUGUGUGUUGGUUUCAACAAUCACUUUACCUCUAUUCCCCUUUCAGUGUCUCCUUUUUUAAUCUGCUGGGCUCUCCAGUCCUUCUGUUGACUCAAUAAAUUGUGAAUGA
Molecule: messenger RNA, 1615 nt
Organism: Lampris incognitus (smalleye Pacific opah)
Lineage: Eukaryota; Metazoa; Chordata; Actinopteri; Lampriformes; Lampridae
Gene: nup35
Product: nucleoporin 35
Exons: 9
Coding region: 407-1366 (319 amino acids)
Biological process (GO): nuclear pore organization; NLS-bearing protein import into nucleus; regulation of DNA-templated transcription
Cellular component (GO): nuclear pore central transport channel; nuclear membrane; nuclear pore nuclear basket
Molecular function (GO): phospholipid binding; single-stranded DNA binding; structural constituent of nuclear pore
Source: RefSeq, a predicted model, not a curated record